AUGGCAGGCCAAGACAAGAAAGGCUCGAAAAAGGCCCGGGGCUCCAAGGCUGGAGCCGCACCGGUAAUCACCGAUCCCAGAUUUUCCAACAUCCAGUCCGACCCUCGUUAUCGAUUGCCCAGCAAACGUCAGACCCAUGUGAAACUUGACAAGCGCUUUGCGCACAUGCUCGAUGACAAGGACUUCUCUCGCAAUGCCGCUGUGGAUCGUUAUGGACGCAAAUUGGCUCGUGAUGACACGAAGCAACAAUUGAAAAAAUUCUAUCGCCUUGAGGAAGAUGAGGAAGACGACGAAGACAAUGAAGAGGACGGUGAAGCCUCUGGCGAUGACGUUAGCAUUGACGAUGAUGAGGAGGUGCAAAAAGAACUGAAGCGGAUUGAUGCGCGUGACUAUGACCCUGCUCGCGAUGGAGGAUUCUCAGAAUCUUCUUCUGAAGAAGAAAGCUCCAUCCAACGUUCCUUUAAAGGAGACGUCACGACUCGCAUAGCUAUCGUGAACUUAGACUGGGAUAACAUUCGGGCAGAAGAUCUCAUGGCUGUCUUCUCGAGCUUCGUCCCUACGGGUGGCCGUGUACUCAAUGUUGCAGUGUACCCAAGUGAGUUUGGAAAAGAGAGGAUGGAGCGAGAAGAAGUCGAGGGCCCUCCAAAAGAGAUCUUCGCAUCUAAGAAUCGGAAGGACGAAGAAGACGAAGAGCUCGACUCCGACGAAGAGGAAGAAGCCAUCAAAAAGUCUAUGCUCAAGGCCGACGAGGGCGAAGAGUUUGACUCUACACAGUUGCGGCGGUACCAAUUGGAAAGGCUACGUUACUAUUAUGCAAUUCUCACAUUCUCGUCUGAAGAUGUUGCUAAGCAUGUUUAUGACCUUGUCGACGGUGCCGAGUACCUAUCCAGCGCCAACUUCUUUGAUCUUCGUUUUGUACCUGACGGUACUGAUUUUGAUGACGACAAACCACGAGACACUUGCAGUCGAAUCCCUGACAACUACAAGCCCAAUGAAUUCGUCACCGAUGCUUUGCAGCACAGUAAGGUCAAGUUGACCUGGGAUGCGGACGACAAAUCCCGCAAAGAGGCACAGGCCCGAGCAUUCAGGGGCUCACGGCAAGAAAUUGAAGAGAACGACUUGAAGGCCUACCUGGGCAGUGAUAGCUCUGAGAGCGAAGACGAAGAAGAUGGCGGCGUGGAGGUGGUGGACAGUACUACAAACGAAGGCACAAGCACCAAGCUCUCGAAGCGGGAAGCCGAACGACAGCGCAUGCGUGAAUUACUCGGCUUGAGUGCGGAGCCCGCUGCCUCCACCAAAACAAAAGGUCCUGUUGGAGAGAUGGAGGUUACAUUUACAUCUGGCCUUGCUGGUGGUCACGGUAAAGAUGGCGGUGUCUUCGAAAACGAACCACAGAUUGAAGAGAGCACCAUCGAAAAGUACGUGCGCAAGGAACGUGAGCGCAAGAAACGACGGAAGGAAAAGCAGAAGGGUGUGCAGAAUGACGGGUCCAAAAACGAUGCCGAGACCACAAAGAUCGGUGAUGACGAUAAACCCGCUACGACAGAAACUGUCGAGGGAGAGGAAGAUCUCGGAUUCAACGACCCGUUCUUUGAUGACCCAGAUGGCAAGGCUACUGCUGCAGCGCGUCGCAAGGAAGAGAAACGCAAGAAGCGCGCCGAGCGCGCUGCUGAGGAAGAGGCUUCUGCUGCCCAGCGUGCUGAGCUCGAACUCUUGAUGGUCGACGACAAGAAGGCUGGCAUUAAACAUUUCGACAUGACCGAAAUUGAGAAAGCUGAGAAGCAAGCCCGGCGGAAGGGCAAGGGCAAGGGCAAGGGCAAGGAUAAAACCAAGGAUGUGGCUGUCACAGAUGACUUUCAGAUGGAUGUCAGUGACCCACGUUUUGCUCGUCUUUUUGAAAGCCACGAAUAUGCUAUCGACCCAACCAACCCCCGGUUCAAAGCUACUUCCGGCAUGAAAGCCCUACUCGACGAGGGGCGUAAGCGCCGACGAACCCGCGAUGAUGGUGAGACUGAGGUUGGCCCCGACAGUCACAAUCAGGAACGUAAAAAGAAGCAGAAAAAUUCAUCCAAGGAUUCCCCGUCGGACGAUCUGAAGCUUCUGGUGGACAAGGUUAAAAAACGACAGUCUUAA
Molecule: messenger RNA, 2133 nt
Organism: Penicillium chermesinum
Lineage: Eukaryota; Fungi; Ascomycota; Eurotiomycetes; Eurotiales; Aspergillaceae
Product: pre-rRNA-processing protein ESF1
Exons: 3
Coding region: 1-2133 (710 amino acids)
Biological process (GO): rRNA processing
Cellular component (GO): nucleus
Molecular function (GO): RNA binding
Source: RefSeq, a predicted model, not a curated record